Molecule: messenger RNA, 1615 nt
Organism: Ochlerotatus camptorhynchus
Lineage: Eukaryota; Metazoa; Arthropoda; Insecta; Diptera; Culicidae
Product: myrosinase 1-like
Exons: 5
Coding region: 12-1604 (530 amino acids)
Biological process (GO): carbohydrate metabolic process
Molecular function (GO): beta-glucosidase activity
Source: RefSeq, a predicted model, not a curated record
AGCCAGUCAUCAUGAUGAACAUAAGGUUCAUCUCGCUUUGCUGCUGUUUGAUAGCAUCAACAGUAGUGAACGGAGAAAGAGAAUUUCCAGCGGAUUUCAGGUUCGGUGUGGGAACUUCAUCCUAUCAAAUCGAAGGAGGAUGGAAUGCAGAUGGUAAGGGUGAGUCUAUUUGGGAUCACCUGACUCACAACUAUCCGGAAAAGAUUGCCGAUAGGACUAAUGGAGAUAUCGCCUGUGACAGUUACAAUAAUUGGCGCAGGGAUGUCGAGAUGAACCACGAACUCGGUGUCAGCAUGUAUCGAUUCUCGAUCGCAUGGAGUCGUAUCAUGCCAACUGGGAUAAGCAACGAAAUCAACCAAGCCGGUAUCGAUUACUACAAUAACCUCAUCGAUGAACUACUCAAGUACAACAUCGAACCGAUGGUUACCUUAUACCAUUGGGAUCUACCACAGCGUUUGCAGGAGAUUGGAGGCUGGACGAAUGCUGCUAUAGUGAACCACUUUAAGGAGUACGCCAGAGUUGCAUUCGAAAGCUUUGGAGAUCGCGUCACAUGGUGGACCACAUUCAACGAACCCAUUCAGACAUGCUUGCUUUCCUACGAGUAUGAUGCUAUGGCUCCAGGAUACGAUUUCCCAGGUGUUCCAAGCUACAUGUGCGCUCACAACGUACUACUGUCACACUCGGAGGCCGUAGAACUGUACCGUAAUCGAUUUCAACACAAGCAAAAAGGAAUCAUCGGCAUCACAAUCGACACCGCAUGGGGUCAACCUAAAACCGACACCCCCGAUGACCUCGAAGCAUCCGACCUCCUGUUGCAGUUCAAUCUCGGAUGGUAUGCACAUCCAAUCUUCUCCAAGACGGGCAACUACCCACAGGUGAUGAUUGAUCGAAUUGACGCUCUCAGCAAACAGCAAGGGUUUUCCACUUCUCGGCUACCGAAAUUCACCCGAGAGCAAAUUAGGAAACUGAGGGGAUCAUCCGAUUUCUUCGGUAUCAAUGCCUACACUACGCUGAUUGUUCACAAAAAUGACGAACAGAACUCGGCCAACUACCGCGUUCCAUCAUUCGACCAUGACCGCAAUACUGUCGCAUACCAGGAUCCAUCCUGGCCGUCUUCCGGAUCAAGCUGGUUGAAGGUUUAUCCCAAGGGGUUGUAUCAUCUGCUUCGCUGGAUCAGCGAACAGUACGAUAAUCCACCAACCUAUGUGACGGAGAACGGAGUUAGUGAUCUCGGUGGUACCAAAGACGUGGCUCGAGUUCAGUUUUACAAUGACUAUCUGAACGCUGUGCUGGACGCCAUGGAAGAUGGCUCGGAUGUGAAGGGUUACGUGGCAUGGAGCUUGAUGGAUAACUUUGAGUGGCGAGCUGGACUGACGGAGCGAUUCGGUUUGUACUACGUGGACUAUGAAGACCCGGCGAGAACCAGAACCGCCAAGAGCUCGGCACUGGCUUAUGCGAAUAUCAUCAAAACGAGAAAAAUCGAUCCCGAUUUCAUUCCGGAACCGGAGGUUUACAUCCCUGGCCCAGAUGAUGACGGUCUGAAACUGGUCAGAAGAUGCAAAACCACCGGCGUGGCUCCAUACAUUAAGUUGUUGUGUAAUUGAAGACACUCAGU